Spodoptera littoralis (African cotton leafworm) is the source of this 336-nucleotide messenger RNA. The record is from the annotation of a GenBank genome assembly. Lineage: Eukaryota; Metazoa; Arthropoda; Insecta; Lepidoptera; Noctuidae.
UUGAAAUGGAAGAAGAUUAAAGAAGAACAAAACAAACCUACUGCUGCUGAACCAUUCUUUCAACCAACGUUAAACGACAGUCGGUCCAUUGAAGAGUUCGAAUACCUAAAUAAAAUUGACGAAGGAUCAUACGGCGUUGUAUACAGAGCUCGUGAUAAGACAACAGAUGAUAUAGUUGAUCUAAAACGACUUAAAGAUCUGAACGAAAGCGAAGGAUUCUCCAUCGCUGCUCAGAGGGAGCUGAACACCCUGCUCAAGUUACGACAUCCUAACAUUGUCAUAGGGCGGGAGAUAGCGGUGGGCUCUAGAAGCAACGAGAUAUAUCUAUUUUUGUAG